Aureobasidium musti is the source of this 2045-nucleotide messenger RNA. NCBI's taxonomy places the organism in Eukaryota, Fungi, Ascomycota, Dothideomycetes, Dothideales, Saccotheciaceae. The record is from the annotation of a GenBank genome assembly.
UCAUGCAAACCUCGAAUCAAGGUCGGCCUUAUCGCUCACAUCUUCGACCUGCCUGCGAUGCCUGUCGUCGCCGCAAGUCUCGAUGCACUACAACAGAAUCUUCAGACGCGUGUCUGAUGUGUCAAGUUCAUGGUUCGCGAUGUGUCUUUGUGGAUGCUGAUCAGUCGCGUCGCCGAAAAGUGCCUGCAUCGCGGAGCCGUGCCACAAGCCAUGCAGAUAACGCUGAGGACAAUGUCAACCCCAACGGUGACUCCUUGACUAUGUCGUUCUCUCAGGAUCUUGAGGUCACAAACACCGUUCAACUCGAUAGUCAAACAUAUAACAACGAUCCAGUAUCAUCAACGAAUUCAGCUGCUCCGCAUGCUCCGGCCAUAGAGAGACCGCUUGAAGAGGUCAGGAUGAGCGCCAUGCUCGCCGAGUCGGGAGACUCUAGCACACACAUCAUCAGUCCUGCAAUAGUCGAUGACAACGAAGAGCUGGACAGCUAUCUGUCCAGUAAUCCGGCGGUCGGUAUACGAAGAAUCACUCGUACUUCCUCAUCGGGUACAGAUAUGGGCCCGCCUUCGAAACGCGUUCUGUUCAACACAGUUCUCAGAAAGCCGCUCGGCAUCAAUGCGAACCAGUCAAUCGCUGCUGCAAAGCUCGAAGUCAUCGAGAAACUUCUCGAGCCACACGUCAUGGACAUAAUUGAUCUGUAUGUCGCUCUGCUUUGCGAAAAAUCCUGCAAACUGCUAACCAGUUUACAGUNNUUCUUUGAGAACGUCAACGUUUGUUUUCCUAUCCUGGACGAGAAUUCCUUUCGACGAACAUACACCGAGCACAAAGAUCGCCUCUCUUCGGCUCUUCUGGCCAACUUGUACGCCAAUGCAGUGUCAUACUGGAACAACUCGCCACGACUGCGCUCUUGCCCACCCCCAGAUCAACGCUACAUAUGGGUGCAGGCCAACGAGGCGCUUCACUCUGAGCUCUUCCUCUCGCCUGGAAUUUCGACCGUCAUAUCUAUUAUUCUGAACGUCCAUGGAAGACCAAGCACUUCAAUGUUCGGUAAUGGAGGAAUGGUGGGCACGGCUGUAGCUCUCUCAAAUUCGCUGGGCCUCAAUCGUGACUGUUCAGCAUGGAAUAUCACUCCGGAAGAGAAGGCUUUCAGAUUUCGUAUCUGGUCGAUCGUCGUGCUAAUGGACCGGUGGACAAGUCUUGCCUAUGGUACGCCGCUGUUGAUCCAUCGUGCUCAAUAUGAUGUGGCUGUACCAAGCAAAGAGCUACUGGCACAAUCUAGAGUGUCCACCACGCAUCAUACCGGUUUGUCUAUUUUCCUGGCCAUGUUGACCCUGACGGAUGUUCUGUCGCGCUACCUUGAGCACGUUUACCAUGUAUCACGCGUUACUACCACCGAUCGAUCACCAGUCUCACCGUUUCAUCUCGAAAUGUUCUUAACGGAUUGGGAAGACACCUUAGAGGACGAUAUACGUCGACUUGUCCUUCGGGGAAACGACCUUGACCGCGCCGGAGCAGCUAACCUCAGACUUUCCUAUCUUGCCGUGAAGCUUCUACUUCGCCGAAUCUUGUGCGACACUGCAAGCUUUCCAUCAGAGCCUGAGAAGGCAGUUCAAGCUCGAUUACAGACCCAAAGAAUAGCUGAAGAGGUAGUUCUACUUGUACAAGAACUGAAACGUCNNCCUCACCUCAGAGGAUUUUGGCUGCCAAUGAACGGCUUCACUCUUACCUCUGCGACUUUGUUCUUGCUCAGAGAUGCAUUGAACGCAACCAACAGAGCCCGCAACACAUCGCUCAAACUGGCCAGAGACAUGAUUGGAUGCCUUCAAAUACAUCGCAACAAUGAAGCUUGGGAUCUGGCAGACGAUUGUUUGGCAAACUGUACAGGUAUGGCCGACAAAAUCGAGGCUGGGCGAAACUUUGAAUCAUCCGGAGCCGUCGAGUCUCAGUAUUUUGUUGAUAACGAUUCACUCAUCUUCAACGAUGCAGUGUUGGGGUUCGCGAGUGCGUUCGAUUUCGACCUUGACAGUUUCCAAUGGAACGACAAUACA